Neogale vison (American mink) is the source of this 7543-nucleotide messenger RNA. It is a transcript of the gene SVIL, whose product is annotated as supervillin. Gene Ontology annotation, molecular function: actin filament binding; phosphatidylinositol-4,5-bisphosphate binding. Gene Ontology annotation, cellular component: cytoplasm; actin cytoskeleton. The transcript has 37 exons. Gene Ontology annotation, biological process: actin filament severing; actin polymerization or depolymerization; barbed-end actin filament capping. The record is from RefSeq and is a predicted model, not a curated record. NCBI's taxonomy places the organism in Eukaryota, Metazoa, Chordata, Mammalia, Carnivora, Mustelidae. The coding region runs from base 16 to 6630 and encodes 2204 amino acids.
CGUUCUGUGUGCAACAUGUUCAGAAACCCAGAGCUUGCCGGCUGCCUGGGAGCUCUCAGGUUCCCUGAGAAACAAGAUUUCAACCAGAAAAACUUAAGCUUCAUUGGAUUACCAAGUCAAAGAAGAGUUUCAAGCUUUCAGAAAGAGUUCUGGCUUGAAGAGAAAGAACAGCUUGCUAACCACAGAAGAAGAAUCGAUGCUAAGAUUUUAACUGCACUUCCGAAAGUUGCAGAAUUAAGAAAAAUCUUUGAACCAAAGAGGAAAGAAUUUUUAGAAAUGAAAAGAAAAGAAAGAAUUGCCCGGCGCCUCGAAGGAAUCGAAACGGACACUCAGCCCAUCCUGCUGCAGAGCUGCACGGGCUUAGUGACUCAUCGCCUGCUGGAGGAAGACACGCCCAGAUACAUGCGCGCCACAGACCCGGCCAGCGCCCACACCGGCCGGUCCAAUGAAGAGGAGGAUACUUCGGAUUCCUCGGUGGAGAAACAGACCCGUUCCAAACUUUGCACCGAAACCUCGGGCAUCCAUGCUGACCCCUCCUGUGGUUCAGGUCUCAUGGACACCCAGGCUCUGGAGUCCAAAGCGGAGAGAAUCGCACGGUACAAAGCGGAAAGGAGACGGCAGCUGGCCGAGAAAUACGGGAUAGCGCUGGAUUCCGAAGCGGACUCGGAAUCGCCGUCCCGAUACACCAAGUCCAGGAAGGACGCCGAUGCUGCUGACAAGAGGGGAGGGAAAGGUGACAGACAGGCCGAGCCAGGCAAAGAUUCAUGCUCUCUGUACUCCAAGGACUAUGCUCUCUCCGGGGGCGAUGGGCUUUCGGACACCGAGGUGCUGCUCAACGUGGAAAACCAAAGACGGGGUCAGGAGCCUAGCACCACCGGGCAGGCCCGUGACCUGGCCCCCACGGUUGAGAGUUCCUCAUCCUUCCCGUUCCCUGGGCGAGACUGUGCCUUCAGUGAAGUGCCAAGGUCCCCAAAGCAAAUGCACAGCGUGUCCCUCUCCUCGCCUCGGCCACCGGCCUCCCCGAGCCACUCUGCUGGUGACCCGCCACUCCCUCCUGAGGCCCGAGCCAGUACCGGGAAACCCAAACAUGAGUGGUUUCUCCAGAAAGAUUCCGAAGGGGACACACCUUCUCUUAUCAACUGGCCUUCCAGAGUUAAGGUUAGAGAAAAAAUGGUGAAAGAGGAGAGUGCUCGCAGCAGCCCUGAGGUGGCCUCCGAGCCCUUCACUCAGAGGAGACAUCAGCCAGUGCCCAUCCAUUGCUCGUCCUUUCAGUCAGAAAAUUCGGCCUUUGAUAGGGUCUUGAGCAAGGCAGCCAGCUCCGCGGGACAGCCGAUCCGAGGCUACGUCCAGCCGGCGGACCCCAUUCACACGGCCACGCUGGUGACCUCAGAGAUCCCAGAAAACGUGUCUGAAUGCAGCUGGGGGGGGUCCGCCACCCAGAAUGUCAGAAAGCCUCCCACCUCGAAGGUUCUAGAAAGCGAGAGAAGGGAUACCCCCGUGCUCCAUAUUUGUGAAUCAAAAGCCGAGGAAGAUAUGCUCUUCACCGAAGCUCUCGAGAAAAGCAGGAAAUCACUUUUGGCGUUGGAGGACCACGGGCUUACGCGAAGCCACGAAGACCCCUCUGGAAACGAUGACGUCAGCAAGCCUGCUGGGAGCCCAGUGCCCUCAGAACAUCAGAAGGAACCAGAGAGCCUGUCACACCCGCCUCCCUCUCAGCAACCGCCCGCUGAGAGGAUAAGCAGACGGGAGAUGGUCUUGUACGUUCAGAGCCAGCCCGUGUCACAAGAUGCCAGGGCGACAGGCCACAGACAGGAAGCCUUGGUGAAGAAACGCAAGGUCCUCACCCGCUCCCUGUCUGACUACACGGGCCCCCCUCAGCUGCAGGCCCUGAAGGGUAAGGACCCCGCGUCCAGGCAAGAGCCGGAGCCACAGAGUUCCAAAGCUGAAGGGCCCCCCCCAGAAGUCGGCGUGCUGGACACGAAGGUCUCUGUCGCCCAGCUCCGAAAUGCGUUUCUGGAGUCUGUCCAUGCCAGCAAGAAACCUGAACUGUCUGCUUCGCAUUCAGAAAUGCCGGCCACGGAAGAUGAAGAGAAGGUAGACGAACGAGCCAAGCUGAGUGUCGCUGCCAAGAGGCUGCUUUUCAGGGAAAUGGAAAAAUCAUUUGAUGAGAAAAACGUUCCUAAGCGACGCUCCAGAAACGCGGCGGUGGAGCAAAGGCUGCGGCGGCUCCAGGACCGAUCCCACACCCAGCCCGUUACCACCGAGGAGGUGGCCAUUGCAGCCACAUUACAGGCAUCUGCUCACCACAAAGCUUUAGCCAGAGACCAGGCAAAUGAGGGCAAAGAUUCUGCUGAACAAGGUGAACCUGACUCCUCCACUCUAAGCUUAGCAGAGAAGUUGGCCUUGUUUAACAAAUUGUCUCAGCCAGUCUCAAAAGCUAUUUCUACCCGAAACAGAAUAGACAUGAGACAGAGGAGAAUGAACGCUCGCUAUCAGACUCAGCCGGUCACGCUCGGGGAGGUGGAACAGGUGCAAAGUGGAAAGCUCAUUCCUUUCUCACCGACUGUUAACACCUCUGUGUCCACUGUGGCAUCUCUGGUCACGCCGAUGUACGCGGGGGAUCUUCGGACAAAGCUGUCUGUGGAUGACAACACGAGUGCCACUGACUAUAAGUUUCCUUCUUCGAUAGAAAAUUCAGAUUCUCCGGUUAGAAGCAUCCUGAAGUCCCAAGCCUGGCAGCCUUCAGCAGAGAGUAGUGGGAGCAGAGGAAUGUUGAGAGAGUUUGGAGAGGCCGAAAGCAAGAGAGUUUUUACAGGUGGAGAUGGUGGUAAAAAGUACGGGUCCUUCGAGGAAGCAGAGCCGCCCUGCUCUACCUUUAACAGAGUCCGGGAAGGAGACAGCCAUAAGGAACCCAAAUAUGCCGUUCCGAGAAAGGGCAGCCUGGAGCUAGGCCAUCCUCCCGUUGCCCACCUUGGUGACGAGCUGAAGGAAUUCUCCAUGGGUAAAAGCCUCGCACAGGGGAGCCCAGACUUGAAGGACAGGCAGCACUUUGAAGAGAAGGUCGACAUGGAGAACGUUCCAAGAAGGAAGUUUUCACUAAGAGCAGCGGAGAUCGGGGAGCCCCCUUCUGAGCAGACGGGUCUGGCUGCCGGGAAGCCUGUGGCCCCCACUGCAGCCCCCGUGUCCUGGAGGCAGCAAGAUCCUGCAGAACCAGGGCAGGAGAAAUACUCCAGGAGCCCGUGUGCGAUGUUCGCUGCCGGAGAGAUCAAAGUGCCUGCGGUGGAGGGCAUCCUCGAUUCAGCCGGCAAAACCAUGUCCAUUAAAGAGAGGUUAGCACUGUUGAAGAAGAGUGGGGAAGAAGAUUGGAAAAACAGACUCAUCAGAAAGCAGGAGUAUGGCAAGGCGUCUGUCACCAGCAGCCUGCACAUACAAGAAACGGAACAGUCCCUCAAGAAGAAGGAAGAAGGACGAUUUGCAGAUGAUAGUGCCAUUUCUAAUCUGCUUUGGCGGGUCACAGAAAGUCGAGAGAGCCAGAUGACUAUCGAAGAGAGGAAGCAUCUCAUCUCUGUGAGAGAAGAAGCCUGGAAGACAAAAGGCAAAGGGGCGGCCAACGACUCCACACAGUUUACAGUGGCUGGCAGAAUGGUGAAGAAAGGUUUGGCAUCACCCACAGCCAUAACCCCAGUGGCGUCUCCCAUCUGCAGUAAAACAAGGGGCACCACACCAGUUUCUAAGCCCUUGGAAGAUAUCGAAGCCAGACCAGACAUGCAGUUGGAAUCGGACCUGAAGCUUGACAGGCUGGAAACCUUUCUGAGGAGGCUGAAUAACAAAGUUGGCGGAGAGACCGUACUCACGGUCACUGGGAAAUCUGUGAAGGAGGUCAUGAAGCUGGACGAUGACGAGACCUUUGCCAGAUUUUACCGCAGCAUGGAUGACACCAUCCCGCGAAGCCCUGUGGAGCUGGACGAGGAUUUCGAUGUCAUUUUUGAUCCUUAUGCCCCUAAGUUGACCUCCUCUGUGGCCGAGCACAAGCGUGCAGUGAGGCCCAAGCGUCGGGUCCAGGCUUCCAAAAACCCCUUGAAAAUGCUGGCAGCCAGAGAAGACCUCCUUCAGGAAUACACGGAGCAGAGACUAAACGUUGCCUUCAUGGAGUCGAAGCGCAUGAAAGUAGAAAAGAUGUCUGCCAACUCCAACUUCUCCGAAGUCACUCUGGCAGGUUUAGCCAGUAAAGAAAACUUCAGCAACAUCAGCCUGCGGAGCGUCAAUUUGACCGAACAGAAUUCCAACAACAGCGCGGUGCCCUACAAGAAGCUGAUGCUCCUACAGAUUAAAGGAAGAAGACAUGUGCAGACCAGACUGGUUGAACCUCGAGCUUCGUCCCUCAACAGUGGGGACUGCUUCCUCCUGCUCUCUCCCCAUUACUGUUUUGUGUGGGUAGGAGAGUUUGCAAAUGUCAUAGAAAAGGCAAAGGCCUCAGAACUGGCAAGCUUAAUUCAGACGAAGAGGGAACUUGGUUGUAGAGCUACUUACGUCCAGACUAUUGAAGAAGGAAUUAAUACACACACUCAUGCGGCCAAAGACUUCUGGAAGCUUCUGGGCGGCCAAACCAGUUACCAGUCUGCUGGAGACCCGAAAGAAGAUGAACUUUAUGAAACAGCCAUAAUUGAAACAAACUGCAUUUACCGUCUGAUGGACGACAAACUUGUCCCUGAUGACGACUACUGGGGGAAGAUUCCCAAGUGCUCCCUUCUGCAGUCAAAAGAGGUACUGGUGUUUGACUUCGGUAGUGAAGUGUACGUGUGGCACGGAAAAGAAGUCACAUUAGCACAACGGAAAAUAGCUUUUCAGCUGGCAAAGCACUUAUGGAACGGAACCUUUGACUAUGAGAACUGUGACAUCAACCCGUUGGAUCCUGGAGAAUGCAACCCACUUAUUCCCAGGAAAGGACAGGGGCGACCCGAUUGGGCAAUAUUCGGGAGACUUACAGAACACAAUGAGACAAUUUUGUUCAAAGAGAAGUUCCUUGACUGGACUGAACUGAAGAGGCCUAAUGAGAAGAGCGCCAGCGAACUUGCCCAGCCAAAGGAAGAUCCUAGGGCCGAAGCCAAGCCGUACGAUGUGGCGCUGAUGGUGCCGGUGCCCCAGGCGACAGCGGGCACAGUGCUGGACGGGGUGAACGUGGGUCGCGGCUAUGGCCUGGUGGAAGGGGACGACAGGAGGCAGUUUGAGAUCGCCAGCGUGUCUGUGGAUGUCUGGCACAUCCUGGAGUUCGACUACAGCAGGCUUCCCAAACAGAGCAUCGGGCAGUUCCACGAGGGGGACGCCUAUGUGGUCAAGUGGAAGUACAUGGUGAGCACCGCAGUGGGAAGUCGACAAAAGGGAGAGCACUCAGUGCGGGUGGCUGGCAAGGAGAAAUGUGUCUACUUCUUCUGGCAAGGCCGGCAGUCGACCGUGAGUGAGAAGGGCACGUCGGCUCUGAUGACCGUGGAGCUGGAUGAGGAGAGGGGUGCCCAGGUCCAGGUUCUGCAGGGAAAGGAGCCCCCCUGCUUUCUGCAGUGUUUCCAAGGGGGGAUGGUCGUGCACUCCGGGAGACGGGAGGAGGAGGAAGAAAAUGCACAAAGCGAGUGGAGGCUGUACUGUGUGCGAGGAGAAGUGCCCAUGGAAGGAAACUUGCUGGAAGUGGCCUGUCACUGUAGUAGCCUGAGGUCCAGGACUUCCAUGGUUGUCCUCAACGUAAACAAAGCCCUCAUUUACUUGUGGCACGGAUGCAAAGCCCAAGCCCACACGAAGGAGGUUGGAAGGACUGCAGCAAAUAAAAUCAAAGAACAAUGUCCCCUGGAAGCAGGACUGCAUAGUAGCAGCAAAGUGACAAUACAUGAGUGUGACGAGGGAUCUGAGCCCCUGGGCUUCUGGGAUGCUUUAGGAAGGAGAGAUAGGAAAGCCUACGACUGUAUGCUUCAAGAUCCUGGAAAUUUUAACUUCACACCCCGCCUGUUCAUCCUCAGCAGUUCCUCUGGUGAUUUCGCAGCCACGGAAUUCAUGUACCCUGCCCGAGACCCCUCCGUGGUCAAUUCGAUGCCCUUCCUGCAGGAAGAUCUUUAUAGUGCCCCACAGCCAGCUCUUUUCCUUGUUGACAAUCACCAUGAGGUGUACCUCUGGCAAGGCUGGUGGCCCAUUGAGAACAAGAUCACCGGUUCAGCCCGCAUUCGCUGGGCCUCCGACCGGAAGAGCGCCAUGGAGACAGUUCUCCGGUACUGCAAAGGAAAAAACAUCAAGAGGCCACCCCCCAAGUCUUACCUUAUCCAUGCUGGUCUGGAGCCCCUGACCUUCACCAACAUGUUCCCCAGCUGGGAGCACAGAGAGGACAUCGCCGAGAUCACAGAACUGGAUACAGAAGUUUCCAAUCAAAUCACCCUUGUGGAAGAUGUGUUAGCCAAGCUCUGUAAAACCAUUUACCCCCUGGCCGAUCUGCUGGCCAGGCCACUGCCCGAGGGAGUUGAUCCUCUGAAGCUUGAGAUUUAUCUCACGGAUGAAGACUUCGAGUUUGCACUAGACAUGACGAGAGAGGAGUACAACACACUGCCUGCCUGGAAGCAGGUGAACCUGAAGAAAGCAAAGGGUCUGUUCUGAGCAGGAGAGAUGCUGGAGGGACCUCUGUCGUCACUUUCAAUACCGCUGGACCAGGGAAAUGGGUAUUUUUUUUUUCUUGGACUGGUAUUUUUAAAAAAAAAAACAACAAAGAUUUUUUAAAUCAGAGUUUUCCAAAACCUGAAGUGAUCAGCUCUACUGCUUGUCCCGGAUUUGUGCAUUUUGUAAAUGUUUAAGCGAGCCCUUUGGAAACGUUCUUUCCAUGAUUCAGCAGGUGAUGUUAAUAAAGGCGUCCCCCAUGUGCACAUGCGCGGCGGUUCCCGCGCUGCCCGCCGCGUCCUGUGGGCUGCCUACCUUUUUUUGGAAGCAAUUCUCUUUCUAAAGCGUUAUUUUGAUAGUUUGUGGGUUCUAAAAUAUAUAUAUUUAUAUAAACACCAUAUAAAUCAAAUACAUAUUUAACAAAGCAGUAUGUAUUCAUUCACUCUUAAGAUAUGUUUUUCUUUUGGUGUCAAAAUAAUUUUAAAAGGUAGAUGGAGUCGCUUCUGUGGCAUUAGCUCGGGCACCCCUCCGUAUUUUCACACACGUUCAGAAACGUCUCCUUCAGCAUUAGGUCUGACUUGUUCUGAGUGCUGCUUCUGGUGCUAAAAUGAACAAAUGAAUUUGUACUUCCUGGCAUGGGCUCUGAAGACUCUGUGCGAAUCCACCUCUCUACCUUAAUAUCUCCCCAAAAUGUAUAGUGCCUUGUUUUUAUGUACAGUUUAUAUACAGAAAAGUUUGCUCUGCAUUUUUUGAUGAUGGUUUGGAACAAUUAUCUCCAAUUUUACUCUCAAAUAGUAGAAAGGAAAAAAAAAAUCUCAAAUUUCUAACACCUGUUGUAAACAUGAAACAUGUCAUUUUGCGAUACAGAACUCCAAAAUAAAAGCUUCAAGAAUAAACACAGUAAUCGAUUGAUUCA